ACACCAGUGAGGGGCUGGACUUUAGAAUUACGUCAGGGAGUAAAACCUCCGCAUCAGAGACAGCUAUUCGUGUUAUGUAACAAUAGAAGAAGGAGAAACAAGUUGUCUGGUAACGGUAGAAAAAAGGAGAGAAACAACACCAUCAAAAAUGGAGACGAUGGAGCAUUUUUUGCUGAAGGACCUACCUCGGCCAGAACUAUUUGACUUCCAUGGAGUCGCCAUGACCAAAUACUUCACCAGCAACUGGGAUAAUGUCCAGAGCUUCAAAGCAAGACCAGAUGAUAUUCUUCUUGCGACUUACCCCAAAGCUGGAACCACAUGGGUGUCCCACAUCCUUGACAUUCUGUAUUUUGGGCACAAAAGUCCAGAGCGUCAAACAUCCAUUCCAAUCUAUGAGAGAGUGCCUUUCCUGGAGAUAAACAUUCCUUCAGUACCUCCAGGAACCGAACUGGCAAACGCGCUCACCACCACCCCUCGCCUCAUUAAAACUCAUUUCCCAGUCCAGUUUGUGCCAAAGUCCUUCUGGGAGCAGAACUGCAGGAUGAUCUAUGUGGCCCGUAAUGCCAAGGAUAACGUUGUGUCCUUUUACCACUUUGACCGUAUGAAUGCUGUGGAGCCAGCAGCGGGUGACUGGAGCAGCUACCUGAAGAGGUUCAUGAAUGGAAAGAUGUUGUAUGGAUCUUGGUACGACCAUGUUAACGGCUGGUGGGAGAAGAAACAGACUUACUCAAAUAUUCACUACAUGUUCUAUGAAGACAUGAUUGAGGACCUGGGACGAGAGAUCGACCAACUCUGCUCUUUUAUCGGUUUGACUCCUUCUGCUGAGGAGAGGGAAAAAGUGAUUACUGGAACAAAGUUUGCCAGUAUGAAAGCAAACAAAAUGGCCAACUACUCUACCCUUGGAGUGAUGAAUCAUAAAGUGUCUCCAUUCAUGAGAAAAGGGAAAGUUGGUGACUGGAAGGACCAUUUCACUGUGGCACAGAAUGAAAUCUUUGAUGAAGACUACAAGCAGAAAAUGAAGAAUUCACCACUGCAGUUCCGUACCCAAGUGUAGAAACACAGACGUGCUGUCCUUGACUCAUCUCUAAUUUUGAAGCUCUAAAUUGUAAAGCAGGUGCCCAUACUGGCUUCAGUAUGAUUAGGAUAUUUAUUUUCAUCCAUGUUGGCUAUUUUGAGGAAUUGGUUUAAGAUAAACUUAUGUUACUGCACAAAGCACUACUAUACGAAUAAUAAUCAACUUAAAGAUGCAGAGGUGACUGGAC
This is a messenger RNA of Thalassophryne amazonica, 1262 nucleotides long. Its product is annotated as cytosolic sulfotransferase 2-like. The record is from RefSeq and is a predicted model, not a curated record. NCBI's taxonomy places the organism in Eukaryota, Metazoa, Chordata, Actinopteri, Batrachoidiformes, Batrachoididae. The transcript is spliced from 8 exons. Gene Ontology annotation, molecular function: sulfotransferase activity. Gene Ontology annotation, cellular component: cytoplasm. Bases 149 to 1054 code for a protein of 301 amino acids. Gene Ontology annotation, biological process: sulfation.